GAGCCAUUACAGUAUGAUAGCUCACUCAUGUACAGUAGGUGGCGGUAUGCACGUGAGAGGCUGCUCUGAAAUCCGCCAUUGACCGAAGAAGAAGAAGAAGAAGAAGAGAGCGCGCUCGGGUCUUUAUUUGAAUCCCGGAAAAGAGCUGUCCGCUGCCAGUGUCAUCACAAUGGCUCAAGGUCAUAAAUUUCAAGACCUGGAGGAGACGGGGGAGGUGUUGGUGGCCUUCAUCAACAGCAGCCAACCUGAGAAGCUGAGACGAGUGAAAGAUGAACAUCAGGCUCUUUUUGACCAACAUGUAGAAACCAAAAAGAUUGUGACGCAGAUUUUAAAAGAUGUGGCUCAGAUUGAGGAGAGUGCGGGCCAGAGGCUGCUGGACAUGGAGGAGGAGAAGAAGCAAAGGGAGCAGGAGCUGGAGAGCCUGCAUGAACAGCUGAGGCAGUGCACAGCCAAGAGCCAGACCAGUGACUCAGAAUUACAAUUUCUGCAGAGAGAGUUGGAGAGUCUGAGAAACACCGAACACGAGCUUCAGACUCUUCAGAGCGAGGUGGAUGAAGACACCACCGAGGUCAUCCCUUCAGCAGUGUAUGUGGCUCAGGUGUACUACCUAAUAACCAAGAUCAAGUGGGAAUAUGACACACAACCCAACAUCUUAAAAGGAGUGCACUAUGGUGCAGACCUGGCCACUCCCAUCAACAUUGACACCUCUGUGCAACCUCGGAGUGACGUAAGCGACCAGCUGUGGGGCUUUGUCAGCACUGAGUGGUAGAUGAAGGAUGGUGGUGUUAUCAGAAAUGUUGUGUACAUUGUUUUUAUUUGUCUGUAAAUGUGUUUGUUUUCUUAUGUUUACAUUUAUAUUGCUUUAAACAUUAAAUCUCAGCCCUUCUGGUUCAGUAGUUAUUUUCAUAUUGUAUUUCAGCAACAUGGAUUCAUCAGAACAUUUUGUGGUGUUAGACGAGGAUAAAGGGGGCGUUGGCCGCUAGAUGUCGCUGCAGAGCCUUUUUGUUACGUUUUGUAAAUGCCUACAUGAUUUCCUUGGAAUCACACAAACUCAGAUGAGACAUCGCAGAGAGAUAAACAUCUUUUAUGCAGUUUUUCCAAAUGUUUCUACUUAAUUAUCUAUUUUAAUCAUUUGUUCAUUACUUUUAGCAAACUAUUUCAGCUUCUCUGCCUGCUUGCUGUCAGUAGCGACAUGUGGUGACAGCUGACUCAGCAGCUUAAUGGUUAUUGUAAAUCUACUAAACAUCAGCAUCACACAGAUGUAAUCCUGUUUGGCUGUUUAUUUUUCAUCCCUAACGCAAAUAUGUGGAUAUAUAGUUUUUAUUCAAAUAACAAUUGCUAUUUUUUUGUUGUUGAGUUAAUUAGUUGAGUAGUAGACCCGGAGUCACUGGUUUGGGCAAUGCAAGCCUGGCUCAGUUUGAGGACAUAUUGUUUUUAUAAUGUAAUAUUGUGGAUUACAGGUUAACACUUCAAUGUUGUUUGCUGUUAUUCUAUUACUAAUGUAUUUAGAAAUCAACCUGCGCAAAUACAUUAUUGCCAUAUGUUUCUGUAAUUGUAACUGUAGCAUCUGAAACAAUUAAAUUCAUCUCUAACUUGUCAAAAGGUGAGUUAGCAAAAAAAAAAAAAAAGUGGCAUCAUAACAUAUCAGUAAUGAAAACAAGAUGCUGAAAACUUCUAGCCCACACUGAUAGUGCCCACGUUUGUGUUUCUGCAUCGCAAGGCGUGUGUGUCGUAUUAUUAUUUAUCCACCGGCUCUGAUGAGAAUUGAAACAUCCUCUUUCUUUUGAAAAGGAUGUUCCGCCACGAUUGUGUACCACUGCAGCAUGGCGAGUGGUUAAGAGUGGGCAGAAUGAUAAACGCUGCUGGGGAUGCUCAAAAUCACACGUACCAGAACUUAGAAGAACCACGCACCACUAUGUGGUUUCCUUACGGUAAACGGAGCAUCAGCUCCUCUAGCUUGUUUUCUGCAACUUCAUCUCUUCCUCAGGCGCACAUCAUAUGGAGUGGUUAACACGUGGUUUGCAUGAAGGUGGGACUUGGGGUUGUUUAAGGCAAGGUGAGCCCCUCUGUUAGUCUGUAUUUUUGAUAUCUUGUUGAAGUCACCCAUGUUUGAGUAAGCUAUCAAGGUUUCAAUUUGUACUGUUCACUGUUAAUAUCCAACAUCGUAAAGUAGCACACAACUAAUUACCACUUGGGUUUUACUAGAUUGCUUAACUUGCUAUCAACUAGUGUACUUUUGGUACUAAACAUCAACUGACUUGUGAUAUAAAAUGUUCAUUUUUUAAAUGUUAAACCAAAAAAAACCCAAACAGAUUCGCAUCUCCCAAUAGCUCAUUGUGUCAGUAUUUGCAGAGCAUUUUGUUUCAUGUCAGCAACCAGUUACUAAGACUUCAUGGGAUAAUAUCAAUAUGGAAUAAACAUCACAGAAAAUACA
Messenger RNA from Siniperca chuatsi (mandarin fish), 2434 nucleotides. It is a transcript of the gene spc24, whose product is annotated as SPC24 component of NDC80 kinetochore complex. NCBI's taxonomy places the organism in Eukaryota, Metazoa, Chordata, Actinopteri, Centrarchiformes, Sinipercidae. The transcript has 6 exons. Bases 170 to 769 code for a protein of 199 amino acids. The record is from RefSeq and is a predicted model, not a curated record.